Messenger RNA from Emys orbicularis (European pond turtle), 1323 nucleotides. Its product is annotated as gamma-aminobutyric acid receptor subunit pi-like. Gene Ontology annotation, biological process: chloride transmembrane transport; chemical synaptic transmission; signal transduction. Gene Ontology annotation, molecular function: chloride channel activity; extracellular ligand-gated monoatomic ion channel activity; neurotransmitter receptor activity. The transcript is spliced from 9 exons. The record is from RefSeq and is a predicted model, not a curated record. Gene Ontology annotation, cellular component: neuron projection; plasma membrane; synapse. The coding region runs from base 1 to 1323 and encodes 440 amino acids. Lineage: Eukaryota; Metazoa; Chordata; Testudines; Emydidae.
AUGUGCACUCUUUUCUGGUGUUCCAAAGCCCUGUUUCUAUUGAUGUUUUGCAGGUUAAUGAAAAUGUCCACAGCUGAAGGAAAAGGUGAAAUUCUUCCUCCAACUAUACAGAAAAUAAUGAAGGGAUACAACAAGUACCUGCGUCCAUUUUUUGAUAACGGUCCUGUCUCAGUAGGAAUGAGUAUGGAUAUAGCAAGCAUUGAUACAAUAUCAGAAAUAAACAUGGAUUACACAGCUACCAUAUUUCUUAGACAACGAUGGACUGAUGAACGACUUUGUUUUGAGGGUAAUAAGAGUUUAAGCUUAGAUGGUCGUCUUGUAGAAAUGCUUUGGGUACCAGACACCUUCAUAGUAGACUCAAAGAAAUCUUUUCUUCAUGAUAUCACUGUUGAAAAUCGUCUAAUAAGAAUAUAUCCCAAUGGAACAGUCCUUUAUGCCAUACGGAUAACUGCAACUGUUGCAUGUAGUAUGGAUUUGACCAAAUACCCUAUGGACAAGCAGACAUGUACCUUGCAACUGGAAAGCUGGGGCUAUAAUAUCAAUGAUGUCCAGUUUUACUGGACCAGAGGAAAUGAUUCAGUUCGAGGCUUGGAGACACUCCGGUUGGCACAAUAUACAGUAGAAGAUCAUUUUACUUCGGUAUCUGAAGCAGUCUAUGAAACAGGACGCUAUCCAAAGUUAGUAUUCCAUUUUGAGCUCAAGAGGAACAUCUUGUAUUUCAUACUAGAGACAUACGUACCAUCCAUCUUGCUAGUUGUACUCUCCUGGGUAUCAUUCUGGAUAAGCCAAUCAUCAGUUCCAGCCAGAAUCUGCAUAGGUGUCACAACAGUGCUUACCAUGACCACUCUCAUGAUGGGAGCCAGGACUUCACUUCCUAAUGCUAAUUGCUUCAUAAAGGCAAUUGAUGUAUACCUUGGUAUUUGUUUUAGUUUCAUCUUUGGGGCUUUGCUGGAGUAUGCUGUGGCUCAUUUCUGCACUCUUCAUCGUUCCAAUUUGAGGGUACACACAAAGGAUGAGGAUGAAGAGGUUGAAGAAGAGAUUAAUGGAGUACUGGCAACAAUUGCAAACAGUUGUAAUGUCUCUGACAAGAUUAACAAGGUUGAUUCAAAGCAAAACAUCAAUACCAGCAGUAACAGAAAAGAGGAGAAAAGUAAACACAGUGGGUGUAGUUCACCAAUGACAGUGAUGAAAAGACUCUUCUGUAUCUCUGACUGUUUCUAUGUUAAAAACCCAUACCACAUAGACAACUAUGCCAGACUCUCUUUCCCAUUAUCAUUUAUCAUAAUAAAUGUAUUUUACUGGGUGUAUUAUUUGUAUUUCUAA